AUGUUACCUUUACUAAGAUCUUUUAUUUUCAAGAAUUCUAGGACCACAGUCGGCAUCGCAUUAAGAGCAUACUCGUCUGAAGUGCCUCAAUUCGAGACGUUAGCAAUCUCCAUUCCCAAAAAGCAUGUCUACCAUGUGGAGUUCAACAGACCUGACAAACUUAAUAGUAUAACUUCACAGAUGUUUGAUGAAAUACUACGGUGCUUCCGGUCUUUGAGUGAGAAUCUAGAAUGUAGAGCUAUUGUGGUUUCAGGCAGAGGAAAACACUUUACUGCCGGAAUCGAUCUAAAAGGUUUCGUAGCCACCGGAACGAAGGCUCUCGAGAUUGACGACGUCGCACGAAGGGCUCGUGUCAUGGAAAAUGUAAUUCGAAACUACCAGGUAGGUAUUUCACUUCUUAAAACAAACUUUACAGACAAACUUAGACUAUUUAAUCCUGGAUGCGGAUGAAGUCGCGGUCAGAAGCUGGCCUUACUCAAUACAAUUAUUGUACUAAUUUGCAGGUAUUGCACUGAAGACGCUUGGUUUUCAGUGAAAGAAAUAGAUGUGGGUCUAGCUGCGGAUAUCGGAGCUCUACAAACGUUACCCAAAAUAAUCGGCAACAGUUCAACGGCAAGAGAGCUCGCGUACACGGGACGCAAAUUCGACGCCAAGGAGGCACUGGAGCUUGGCCUCGUCACUAGAGUGUACCCUGAUAAAGACACCGCUGUGCAAAAAGUCCUAGAAAUAGCUGAAACUAUAGCAUCAAAGAGUCCAGUUGCGGUGCAAACCUCGAAGAUCAACUUAGUGUACUCGCAGAGCCGACCGAACGAGGACGGCCUUUUGCAUGUGCGUCUUCUGAACCAGACUAUGCUGCAGAGCGAGGACUUGGCAAACAGUGCCGUCGCACAAGCCACCAAAAGUGGACCACCUGAAUUCGAAAACUACUAAACCGUUUUUCAUAAUAUAUUUACACCACAAAAUCAUUUUUGAAAUAUUUUUAAUCA
Hyposmocoma kahamanoa is the source of this 986-nucleotide messenger RNA. Its product is annotated as delta(3,5)-Delta(2,4)-dienoyl-CoA isomerase, mitochondrial. Gene Ontology annotation, molecular function: delta(3,5)-delta(2,4)-dienoyl-CoA isomerase activity. Gene Ontology annotation, cellular component: mitochondrion. The record is from RefSeq and is a predicted model, not a curated record. NCBI's taxonomy places the organism in Eukaryota, Metazoa, Arthropoda, Insecta, Lepidoptera, Cosmopterigidae. The transcript has 8 exons.